CGUAACAUGGGUGUUGUACGUCGACUUGGUAUUAAGCAUAUGCUCCUGUUCUUCGCAUUCUUUGUACUAAGCCAACUUCUUCUAGCCAUUUUACCCUCAAACCCGAUUGGAAAUCCGAUAGGCGAUCUCAGGGAGUUUCCAGUUCUGAAUGACCAAGUGGUGUAUCCUAGAACCGACCACGACCGGAAGGUCUUGGAAAUAGGACAAGGAAUGCUGCAAGAUUUCAAAGAAACGAGGGACACCAACACAAAUCCAAGGGUUCAGUACCAGAAAGCAAGUGAUGUUGAUCAAGGAAACGUUCGUGUGCUCAAAGAUAAAGCAACGGAUCCAUUGGCAGUAUUGCCCAAGCGGAGUGGACCCGACAGGACUAAAAUGCAAGAUGUGGGGCCAAAGAAAGUUAAUGUUAAGGAUAGGUCAAAAGUCAAGUACAUUCUGCCGGUGCUGCUUGGCAACCAAGGAACAAACAAUCAACUCCAAGCUGUCAAACUGGUUUCCAUCAUUGCGCAAAGGCGGAAUCUAACGCUCGUCCUUGCUCCGUUUUUCGACCACGGACCGACAUUGGAAAAACAGCUUCCUCACACGUUUGAAGAAACCCUCGAUCCCGACGCCCUGUCCGAAUUCGUGCCCGUGGCAACCAUGGAAGAAUUCGAACGCCAGUGCAAUCGGAAAGCGGACGUCGUGUUUCUUGGCACCAAUAUGGUGAUAAAUCAGAGCCAAUCUCAAACCGAUCAAGUAAAUCAACACGUCGGUGAUACCAUUGAGAUAUAUUACAACUGGACUAGAAUCAAGAUACCUUCAACCUUCCUGCACACGAAUCAUUCCGAUGAGGUCAUCCAGAUUGCUGCUGAUCUACCAUACUAUGUAGCCGUCGAUGAUUUUCUCGAUCGGUACCCAGACGCUCUGACAACGACACAUAAAUGCAAUGCUUUCCUGUACCCGUAUGGGUAUCUAGGUCGACUGGUAUACUUUGACCAUAUAAGUCGAUACACCAAGUACUUCGUUAGGGGAAAAGAAGUCCGAGCUAUUGCGCAAAACUUUGUAAAAACUGCUCUGCAGAACAAUAGCUAUGUCUGCAUACAUUGGCGAUUCAAUGAAGAGUGGAAAAAUGGAUGGUGCAAAAAGGACUAUGCGGCGGACCUUUGUAACUCAUUAGACGCUCUUACACCGUCCAAACUGGCGAUGGCCAUAUCGAAGUUUAUGGCGGAGAAUGGUUUAAAAGGUGCAUAUUUUGCAUCAGAACUUGAUAAUGCGGAUGACUUAAUCCAAGGUCUUCGUACUGGAGUUGUAAACUGUUUUAUGACGGGUGAUCUCAUCGACGGAUCUCCAAAACUAUCACGUCAUAACAACUACCUGACGUCAUUAGUAGAACAGGAGAUCUGUAAAGAAUCCACAUUUUUCCUGUCAAGCCGUCUCUCAUCGUGGUCUGAUAUGGUAAAACAAGAUCGAUUCGACCAAAAAUGGCGAGAGGUGAAUGCACUAUUCUAACAGCAGAAAGGUCAACUAAGAAUCUUUAUGAUGUAUCGACAUAUCUGCUUCGGAUAGAUAGUCACACAGUCCUGUGGAGCCUUAUAACCAUAAUAACUGUGAAUUGCCGCAAAAGUGUAAAUGCCCAUUCAUUUGCGUCAAUGGAAAUCACUUCUGAUACGAAGUAGAUUGGACUUUAGAACUUCUUUUCCACCUCACUAAUUCCUCUAACGCCACGUAUCUAGGACUGAAUACAAUUUGUUUAUGUCGAAGACAAUAUGAAAUCUAUUUUAUGCAAGUUUAUUUGCAAGCAAGACUGAGCAUGUAAGAGGAAAAGUUCCGUCGGUGCUCCAGCCAAGUGAUUUCGUUCUCAAUAUGUAAUCGAUUGAGUAUACCCCCUUUUUUUAGCUAUGGUAAAGACUAAAACGUAUUUUUUCCCCUGGAUGAAUGACCAAUUUACUGUGAAGAAUCAGAUACUAUUAAUUAGACACAUGUCAUGUUUCAAAAUCUGGUGAAGCUGGAAUUUGUUUACUAAUAACGUUAAUUCGUUCGAUUAUGACAGUGGUACAAGUAGGGUUCACUGGAAAUGUGAUGAUUCACCCCACCCCCCCCCCUUCGCACGAUUUUCAGUCUCUCUGACUUUUCAUUAUCCACGUUAACUUUACUUUUCUUUUUGUGCCGUGUUGUCUUGAGGACUUGCGGGAAAAACAAAAUGUUUGAUUUUUACGAAACUGUUAUGUCGUUUUGAAUGGAACUGAUAUUCGCAGAGAUCUCUUGAUGUGAUGGUUACGAUGGUGAUUGUUUUAUUCUAUUUUAUUUUCUUUCUUUCUUUCUUUAUUUAUAUAUUUAUUUAUUUAUUAAUUAAUUUAUUAAUUUAUCUAUUCAUUCAUUUAUUUAUCUAUUUUUACCUGAUUAAUAUUGAGGUGCCAUACUUGACUGUGUGUUUU
Molecule: messenger RNA, 2411 nt
Organism: Lytechinus pictus (painted urchin)
Lineage: Eukaryota; Metazoa; Echinodermata; Echinoidea; Temnopleuroida; Toxopneustidae
Exons: 4
Coding region: 7-1485 (492 amino acids)
Biological process (GO): protein O-linked glycosylation via fucose
Molecular function (GO): peptide-O-fucosyltransferase activity
Source: RefSeq, a predicted model, not a curated record